GAUAUGUGGGUGUUUGGUUUUCCCACCAAAAGCCAAAGAGAAUUAACUCCACAAGAUAUUUAGAUAACAGAACACUUGUUAUUCUUCCAUAGAUAACACACAACACAAGCACCAAUGUUGCAGUUUCAGUGCCACCACCACCUCCACUUCUCAAACAACCUUCCUUUCCCACUAUCACUAACUCACCACCAUAACCAUAACCAUAAACCUUCUCUUCUCCCUUUUCUCCACAAAAAACCCACUUCCUUUUCAAUUUCAGCCAUUCCUCCUUCAACUUCAUCCGCAUUAACAUUUCUCGCAGAUAUCAUUACAACAAUCACAACUGACGGUGCAGAUGGACCCAUCGAAAUCCCAUCCCUCUCCUCUCCUUCUCUUCUCUCCACCACCGACGACCCCUCUUUCAUCCAAAUUGCUUCCAGUAUUCUCCUCACCGGUGCCAUCUCCUUCCUCCUCUUCCGCUCCUUCCGCCGCAGGGCCAAACGUCUCAAACAAACGCAAUUCAGGUCUUCAGGAGAGAAAUCAGUAAAGGAAGAAGCACUAGAGACCUUGAAAGCAAUGGGGACUGCUUCAAUACAGACUACUAAGGGUCCACCUUCACCUGUUCAAGCAUUUCUAGGGGCAAUAUCAGCCGGGGUUAUUUCUCUUAUUUUGUAUAAGUUUACCACCAUCAUCGAGGCGGGUCUCAGCCGGCAACCCCUUUCAGAGGAUUUCUCUGCUCGCCAGAUAACUAUCACAGUAAGGACGAUAAUAAACGGCUUGACCUACCUUGCAACAUUUAUUUUCGGCCUGAAUUCCGUUGGUCUAUUCCUUUAUUCUGGCCAGCUUGCCCUCAAUUCCUUUACGGGAGACGCAGCUGAAAAGGAAACUGAAAACAAAAGCCCUGAUCAGUCUAGUUUAUCGAAUGUAUCCGUUGAGACUCGCACGAACGACAUUGAAUUGAGCAGCACGAAUGAAGAGCAAAGUUCCAACGACGCGUCGUAGUUAUCACUGGAAGUAUAAUGAAGAUGAAGUUCAUGAUAGGUUAGCAAAUCUUGUCCAGUUUUAGAAUUCAUAUAGAGCCUCUUUGGAUAAACUUCACAAGAAGCACUUCUGAAAAAAUAAUUAUUCAAUAAUCUCAUAUCGACCGAGUUUUUUUUACAACGAACGGCUUCUCUUAAAUUGAAGUUAGCUUCUGCAUUACAAUAUUUUCAUAUGCACCCUCAUUUCACUUUUCUUUGAACAUCUAUACAAUGUUGUCAAUCACGGACAACAGAAAAUAGUGGUUUGUUAAAAUUUCGCUAUGCUAUAGCAUCUAUAAACGCUAUAGUCUAAUAGUAAAAUGGCGGAAGCGGUUUAUAAUUUGGGACAAAGGGAGUUGAGUUGUUAUAUUUGCAGGAUCAUAAAUGUAUGUUAACUUGAAUGGUCAUGUAAACUAAAAGCUUCUUGAUACUUGAUAUUGAACAAGUGUUUAAUGCAGUCACUAGUGUUAGUUGAA
Molecule: messenger RNA, 1474 nt
Organism: Lathyrus oleraceus (garden pea)
Lineage: Eukaryota; Viridiplantae; Streptophyta; Magnoliopsida; Fabales; Fabaceae
Exons: 4
Coding region: 115-981 (288 amino acids)
Cellular component (GO): chloroplast thylakoid membrane
Source: RefSeq, a predicted model, not a curated record